CUGUCAGGGGUUACAACGGGAAGCUCGGGAAGUUUGUGGAAUCUGCUGAGGGAAGGACGGCGCGAGGGGUUCUUGAGCAGUCAUGGUGGCUGCGGCUUCCUCCAAAACUGGGGUCUCUGCGCCUGAGGCUGCUAGUUCCACAGAAGCCCAGCUGCAGUACAGCCUUCUUCUGCAAUACCUGGUAGGCGACAAGCGCCAACCCCGGCUCCUGGAGCCUGGGAGCCUGGGCGGGAUCCCGAGUCCGGCCAAGAGUGAGGAACAGAAGAUGAUCGAGAAAGCUAUGGAAAGCUGCGCCUUCAAGGCAGCGCUUGCCUGUGUGGGAGGAUUUGUUUUGGGAGGUGCGUUUGGGGUGUUUACUGCUGGCAUUGAUACCAACGUAGGCUUUGACCCUAAGGAUCCUUACCGUACACCGACUGCAAAAGAAGUUCUUAAAGAUAUGGGGCAGAGAGGAAUGUCUUAUGCCAAAAAUUUUGCCAUUGUGGGUGCCAUGUUUUCCUGUACUGAGUGCUUGGUAGAAUCUUACCGGGGAAAGUCAGAUUGGAAGAACAGCGUCAUUAGUGGCUGCAUCACUGGAGGAGCCAUUGGUUUCAGAGCUGGCUUAAAGGCUGGGGCCAUUGGUUGUGGAGGUUUUGCUGCUUUCUCUGCUGCAAUUGAUUAUUACCUCCGUUGAAAGAGAUUGCCUGGGGAAGGAGGAUGCCAGCUGAGGACUGGAGCUGUUCUUGGAGGAUAGUAUCUGUACCACUUGGCACUUGCUUCGAGGGCUGAAGUCAUUCGUUUUCCCUCAUAGAGCUGUUGUUUUGAGGGAACUUCCUGGAUGCUUUUUGCUUCCGGCCUUCGGAGCAGCCAUACUGUGCUGCUCUUUGACCUCCCUCAAGCUUUUAGGGGAUGUUCCAUGCCAGAUUGUCUCCGUAGAGCAAAUCAGGGGUCUGUGUAUUGACUGUUAGGAAUUAAGUUUCACAGAGACUCAGUGCCGAUGACAUCCAGCCUUCGGGUUGUUUGGUGCUGCAGACAGAAAGGUGGCAGCGUGUUUACACAGGCCCAGGAAGUUCUUUUGCCUUGGAACUCCAUGCAAACAUCUACCCUGGAUACCAGGGCAGGGCAAAGUAAACUUAUGCCAUCCAACCAAGUA
This is a messenger RNA of Heterocephalus glaber (naked mole-rat), 1129 nucleotides long. RefSeq names its product translocase of inner mitochondrial membrane 22 (gene Timm22). The record is from RefSeq and is a predicted model, not a curated record. Gene Ontology annotation, cellular component: TIM22 mitochondrial import inner membrane insertion complex. Gene Ontology annotation, biological process: protein insertion into mitochondrial inner membrane. Lineage: Eukaryota; Metazoa; Chordata; Mammalia; Rodentia; Bathyergidae. Gene Ontology annotation, molecular function: transmembrane protein transporter activity.